AUGCCUCCGGCUGGCGGUCCCCGCGCGCCGCGCCCCGCCGCGCUGCCCCGCAGCCUGUCCCGCCUGCGCGAGUGCCCGGGCCGCUCCCGCAUCGUGCUGGCGCUCGGGGCCACGCAGAUGGCGCUCGGAUGCCUCAUCGUGGCCGUCAGCUUCGCCGCUCUGGCGCUCACCACGUCGGCCCGCGUCCGCCACUCCUGCCCCUUCUGGGCCGGCUUCUCGGUGCUGCUGUCAGGCCUCAUCGGCGUCGUCUCCUGGAAGCGGCCCCUGUCCCUCGUGAUAACCUUCUUCAUGCUGCUCUCGGCAGUGUGUGUGAUGCUGAACUUGGCUGGUUCAAUCCUUUCCUGUCAGAACGCUCAGCUCGUCAGCUCCCUGGAAGGCUGUCAGUUGAUCAAGUUCGACAGUGUGGAGGUAUGUGUCUGCUGCGAGACCCAGCACCAGGUGUCCGGCUGCAGCAACCUCGGGGAGACGCUGAAGCUGAACCCGCUGCGCGAGGACUGCAACGCCGUGCGACUGACCUUGAAGGAACUCCUCUUCAGUGUGUGUGCCCUCAACGUCCUGUCCACCAUUGUGUGUGCACUGGCCACAGCCAUGUGCUGCAUGCAGAUGGUCUCCGCUGAUGUCCUGCAGAUGUUCCUUCCACAAAGGGCACCUUCUGCCAGCCCGGCCUGCCUGACCCCCCAUGGUACCGUGCUCCACCAGACCUUGGAUUUCGAUGAGUUCGUGCCCCCGCUGCCCCCUCCGCCCUAUUACCCUCCAGAGUACACCUGCACACCCACUGCCGAGGCCCACAGGGGCCUCCACCUGGACUUUGCUUCCUCCCCAUUCGGCACUUUGUACGGCGUCGCCAUCAACAGCCCAGGCCUGCUGUACCCCGCUGAGCUCCCGCCACCCUAUGAGGCCGUGGUAGGCCCGAGCCCCACCAACCAGCUCCCGAGCGCGGACCCGCAGGUGACUGAACCCGGCCCCGGGGACCCCGACGUCACUGCGGGCUUCAGCUCACAAGCACUGACUGACAGCUCCAGCCUCCUGGUCUCUGAGGGCACCGCUGCUCCUGGCCUGAGCUGCCCGUCCCCCGACAACCCCAUGAGCACCCCGCUGCCUACCCCGCAUCCCCACCACACGUCCCCUGAGGGCCCCCACAAGGGCACGCGGGUACGGUCAGGUCCCAGGCGCAUGGCCCGCUCCAUCAGUGACCCCACUUCGUGCACGUCCAGGGCGACAGGUGACGCCUCUUCACACACCCCAUCCUGCAGCCAGGACCUCGAAGCAGGACUGUCUCGGGCAGCACUGGGGACUGCGACCCUGUCUCACUCGAUCACGGCCGCCUGCGCCUGUCGGCACCAGCUCUCACCCAGGAAAUCAGACGCCUGGAAAGUGGACCCGCGGUCAACGCCAGAGGCCUUACAGACAGUUUCCAAAGAGCGGCUGCGCUCCUUAGUGGACAGCAAAGCCUUUGAGGACGCCAGGGUCUUGGUGGCCAAGUUCUUGGAGCACUCGAGCAGCUCCCUGCCCGUGGAGGUGAGGCACGUGGUGGGCUCUGCCCGCUCGGCUGUGCCCCCCGAGGAGUGCCUCAUGGAAGAGGCCGUCCUCAGCACCCAUGUCUUGGGCCAGCUGUGA
Messenger RNA from Dama dama (fallow deer), 1617 nucleotides. It is a transcript of the gene ENTREP2, whose product is annotated as endosomal transmembrane epsin interactor 2. Gene Ontology annotation, cellular component: membrane. The transcript has 11 exons. Lineage: Eukaryota; Metazoa; Chordata; Mammalia; Artiodactyla; Cervidae. The record is from RefSeq and is a predicted model, not a curated record. Bases 1 to 1617 code for a protein of 538 amino acids.